AAUCAAUCAUUGGACAAAAUUACGAAGUAGGAAAGAUGGCAGCCUCCAUGAGAAUUGUAAAUUUGUUUAGAGGACAAAAUCAAAAAUUGGCGCAUACAGGUCGAGUCAUAACUAUACCAUUCCAACGUACAUAUGUUUUGACAGACACUGAAGAUCCUGAGUUUGAUGAACAAGAAUACGAGUUAAAACUCGCCAAAAUUAGGGAUUGCUCAGGAUUGAAUCGUGCACAGAAGUUGAAACAUUAUGGCAAAAUGCCUGAUGUUAUUUUUACAGAAGGUUUUCGUGGAAAAAGAAGAAAUAAACUGAGACGAUUAUAUGCAGCACAUGGUGAAGCUUCGGGAAUCAACCCAGGUGUAAUGUACCCUAGCAGAGAAGAGCUGUCAGACCUGUGGGAUAUUGAGAAUAACUGGACACAGUCUUUCCAAGAGAUGAAAACAAAUAUGGAAAAUAAAAAAGCAGCAGAAUUAGAAGCGGACAGAAUCAGAUAUGAAAAGAUAGAGAAUGCAAUGGCUAACAUGGACAAAAUGGUGAAACAGUACCUAGAUAAACAGAAGAAAACUGAGGAAGAUGAAAGGAGAAAAGACCAGACUGACACUCUUUUAGAAGAGUUUAAAGAACAGUAUGGUUUUAAUGUGAGGCCAGAUUCUGUUCAGUUCAAGACUUUCAAAAGAAUGAAAAGUGAAGAACAGAAACUGUUGAAAUCAAAACAAAAGAAAGAGGAAAAGAAAGCAUCUAGUUUAAAAAAUUUGCAAAAAGUUUUAGAGAAAGAGGCAAGUUCAAAGUCAUAGUGUGUUCAAGUUUGGGAGUCUUAAACUUCUAUUAGACAAUCAAUAUCUGCACUGUUGUUUGCAAGAAAAUAGUUGUUUUCUUUUCCAACAAAACAGUGUUUAGAAAUUAAUAAAGUGAAUGUAUUGACCAA
Molecule: messenger RNA, 919 nt
Organism: Mercenaria mercenaria
Lineage: Eukaryota; Metazoa; Mollusca; Bivalvia; Venerida; Veneridae
Product: growth arrest and DNA damage-inducible proteins-interacting protein 1-like
Exons: 3
Coding region: 36-788 (250 amino acids)
Cellular component (GO): nucleus
Source: RefSeq, a predicted model, not a curated record